Phoenix dactylifera (date palm) is the source of this 1398-nucleotide messenger RNA. RefSeq names its product WAT1-related protein At1g21890-like. Gene Ontology annotation, cellular component: membrane. Gene Ontology annotation, molecular function: transmembrane transporter activity. Lineage: Eukaryota; Viridiplantae; Streptophyta; Magnoliopsida; Arecales; Arecaceae. The record is from RefSeq and is a predicted model, not a curated record.
UUUGAGUCCCAUAAGAGAUUGGAGUUAAGAGAGAAGGGUGUUGAGGAGAUAGAUAGGAUGUCGUUUGGUGGGGUUUGGAGCAGGGUGAAGCCAUACUUGGCUAUGGUCUUCUUGCAGUUUGGGUAUGCCGGGAUGUACGUGAUCUCGGUCGCAACGCUCAAGCAAGGCAUGAGCCAUUACGUGCUCGUGGUGUAUCGCAAUGCCAUCGCAGCGGCCUUCAUCGCCCCAUUCGCGUUGUGGUUCGAGAGGAAAGCGAGGCCAAAGAUGACACUCUGCAACUUCCUCAAGAUAAUGGCUUUAGCACUACUAGAGCCUGUGCUCGACCAAAAUUUUUAUUACAUGGGGACCAAGAACACGAAUGCAAGCUUCUCAUCUGCCUUCUACAACAUACUUCCUGCGAUGACCUUCGUCAACGCCGUUCUUCUCAGAAUGGAGAAAAUAGAUAUCAAGAAACGGCGCAGCCAAGCCAAGAUUGCUGGGACUCUGGUGACUCUGGUGGGUGCAUUGCUUAUGAUACUAUACAAAGGACCGGUGGUGGACUUUGUAUGGACAGAGGGUCGACGGAGCCACCACAACAAUAACACUGGCAGCCAAGAUGAUAAACAUUGGCUUGAGGGCGUGUUUAUGCUACUGUGGAGCUGCUUCUGUUGGUCUGCUUUCUUUCUGCUACAAUCGCAUACAUUGAAGUCCUAUCCGGCAGAGCUUUCCUUGACCGCCUGGAUAUGCGUCAUGGGUAUGGUGCAAAGUGGUGCAGUUGGUCUCGUAAUGGAGCAUACUGCCAAGCCAUGGUUGAUAGGAUUUGACCUGAGACUCCUAACGGCUGCUUACUCCGGAAUAAUGUGCUCCGGGAUCGCAUAUUUUGUUCAAGGAAUAGUGAUGAAAGAAAGGGGCCCUGUCUUCGUGACUGCAUUCAACCCUCUUUGCAUGAUAAUAGUAGCUAUUCUGGGCUCCAUCAUUUUAGCAGAGGAGAUCACUUUAGGAAGGGUGGUUGGAGCAACUAUCAUAGUUAUUGGUCUCUACUCUCUCAUAUGGGGUAAGAGCAAGGAUCACCUGGCCAAAUCCUCGGACGAUAACGAGAAUAAAUUAGGGGUGCUCGAGCUACCGAUAUCUGAGACCGACGCCAUUAAAUCUAAUUCUGCCGACCAUGCCACUGUUGCAGAGAUUCCUUGAAGAAUUUAGCUCCAUUUUCUUUACGCAACUAGUAGAAUAUGCUGUCACUUUCUUAAUUAUGUAAUGGAGCCUUCAGCUGUUGAGUGCUCGCACUUUAUGCAUGAUUUGGGAAGGAAAUGGACCGGAUGCAACUUGGUGUCAAAAAUGUACAAAAAUGAAUAAAUUAUGAUAAAAUAUUGCGUGCAUGGCUAAAGGUUAUCAUCUCAAUGCAACAGUACUUUAAGCUAA